ACACAAGUGUCUAUCUAAUUCUUGUUCAUCUUCCGAUUGAAUCAGUUAGGGUUUUGUAUAAGGUUGCAGUCAAUAAAACAUCCGUAAAAUUAGAUUUGAGUGAAAGUUUGGAUGGAUCCUUCAGCUCUUCAGUCCCCAGAAUUGCAGAAUUUUCUCAAUCAAGAGAAGGAAAGGGCCAUGAUCAAUGAAAUGGUUGGAAAGCUUACAAGUGCUUGCUGGGAUAAAUGUAUCACUGGAACACCUGGAAGCAAGUUCAGCUCCAGUGAAACUAAUUGUCUAACCAACUGUGCACAACGCUAUAUGGAAAUGAGCCUCAUGAUUGUCAAACGGUUUCAGAACAUGCAGUGAAGAGCAAUUAGCUGCAUAAUACGCACACUUUCCCAUUCCUUUGUGCCAAUGAAACUAAAAUGUACUUCCAUUUUAGGUGGUAGCAAUUACAAUUCUCACAAAGAACUAUUCUCAAUACACUUGUUGUGCGAUUUAUGGAUGUUUUCUGUUCCGAGAUGGUUAAUUUACUAACAGCAGAUGGAUGGCAUCUCUCUUUUGGGAAUUUGAAGUGUAGAUUAAUAAAUUGAUUAGUUCAGUUUUUUUGGA
Messenger RNA from Lycium ferocissimum, 594 nucleotides. Its product is annotated as mitochondrial import inner membrane translocase subunit TIM8. NCBI's taxonomy places the organism in Eukaryota, Viridiplantae, Streptophyta, Magnoliopsida, Solanales, Solanaceae. The transcript has 2 exons. The record is from RefSeq and is a predicted model, not a curated record. The coding region runs from base 112 to 348 and encodes 78 amino acids.